GGUGCUUCACAGGUAAAUCGAAACCAAAAGAAGCAGUUCCUCCUCUGUUAAGAUCGCUGUAAACUUCUGUCUUAAUAAUCGGUCAGUUUGGGAUUCAGACCCCAGCAUGUCCAGCACAGUCAUACCCAUGAACUCUUCAACGCUCAUCAUCCAGCUUCAACCGCCAACACAAGCAGCACCUGUUGUGACGGGGACAAAUGCUCCUGUGCCUGUUUACGUACAACAGGUGGCGGGAGUGUCACCUCUUCGUGGACUUCAGGCGUUUCUGAAAGGCCAACCCAAAGCCCUUGGGACGGUUCAGAUAAUGAUCGGUGUGCUGACUUUCCUGUUUGGCAUUGUGUCUACAGUUUUUGCACAGUCCAUCUUUGUUAUUAUUGGUCUUCCUUACUGGGGAUCUAUCAUCUACAUUACAGCAGGCGCACUCUGCAUUUCUGCAGAAAAUAAAAUUAAUUCACCUUCCAGUUUGUGUCUGGUGAAUGCUUCACUUGGAAUGAACAUUUUCAGUACUUUAACCGCAGGCAUCGCCAUUAUUUUCACUUCACUGGAUCUGGCUUUAGGACCAAUGAACACUUACUGCAGCAGUUAUGACUGUUAUUAUUUAGAGACAAAGUAUAAGACUCUCUUCAGGGGAAUCAGUGGUGUAUUGUUGGUAUUCUCCUUGCUUGAGUUUAUCAUCUCCAUCUGUCUGUCAGCAUUUGCCUGUAAAGCUAGCUCCUGCUGUUGUCCUUCUCAGGUGCAGUUUGUCCCUCAAGUUCUACCUCCACAGCCCUCUGAUUUCAGGCCCAUUCAAUUUCAUGCUCUUAACAGCUCAGAGAUACCUGUGCCCAGCAGCUCUUCCAUUCAUCACCAGCCUGUAGAUGCUCCUCCACAAUACAGUGAAUUCAAAUAAAGAUGUUCCCUUAUGAAAAUAUAAUGCAAUACAUUAAUAUGAAUUUAAUACAUCUCCAUAUAUGGAAAAAUUAGUGCUUAUAUUUUUCAGUAUACUGCAAUAUAUUCAUGGAACAUGUAUGGCUACACAUAUAAUAUGCAUAUUAUAUACUGAUGCAUAUUAAAAAACAAAUUAUUACAUGUAAUAGCUUUACUGAAAUACUAAAUUUCUCUUUCUUUCUUUAUAUAUAUAUAUAUAUAUAUAUAUAUAUAUAUAUAUAUAUAUAUAUAUAGAUAUAUAUAUAUAUAUAUAGAUAUAUAUC
This is a messenger RNA of Cyprinus carpio (common carp), 1190 nucleotides long. RefSeq names its product membrane-spanning 4-domains subfamily A member 4A-like. The record is from RefSeq and is a predicted model, not a curated record. Gene Ontology annotation, cellular component: membrane. NCBI's taxonomy places the organism in Eukaryota, Metazoa, Chordata, Actinopteri, Cypriniformes, Cyprinidae.